AUGAAGAAACUGAUUCCAUAUGAUACCGUGUCGUACGUCAACUUUGUGUACAAUAAAACGAAAGCAUGGAAUGAUCUCAUAAAAAGAAAUAGAGAUAAAUGGAGAGACUACCUGUCCGACGAGAUCAGAAAUUACCUUUUAGGAAAAAGAGGGAUGAUAAUGAACAUAGAGCGCGAAACGCCAUUUGACGAAUCGAAAUCGUGGCAGGGAAGUUCUAACACAGAAAUGAAAGGAGGGGGAUAUAGCAGAUUAGGAUCUGAAAUGGAAUCAAACUUUAGCCUAUACGAUUCGAGGUCAGAAUUGAGCUUAGAUGAUAUAAGAUCACAUUUGGGAUUAGACGAACUGGGAACAGAAGCGGAUUCAACCUGGUCAUAUUGGGGGUCACAAUUAGGAUUGGAUGACGUGAAAUUGAAAUUGGGAUCGGAAUUAGGAUUUAGAUUUAGCCUUGAUGAUUCAAGAUCGGAAUUCGGCUCUAAUUUUAGCAUGGAUAAUUCCAGACCAGAGGAGGUAUCAACAUUUAGCCAUAGCGAUUCCAAGUCAAAAUUAGGGUCAAAUUUAUGA
Messenger RNA from Plasmodium cynomolgi strain B, 561 nucleotides. RefSeq lists its product as hypothetical. NCBI's taxonomy places the organism in Eukaryota, Apicomplexa, Aconoidasida, Haemosporida, Plasmodiidae. The transcript has 2 exons. The record is from RefSeq and is a predicted model, not a curated record. The coding region runs from base 1 to 561 and encodes 186 amino acids.